AUAAAAGCACUAGCAAAUGCCGGCUAUGGCACAGUUUGAAUUGCGAGCGAGAGCGAGCAGGAAAUCAUCAAUAAAGAAGAUCAGCAGAGAACAACAAAUUUCCACACCAUUAUGUUGGACUUUUACUACAUGCUAUACUCGGCACCCUGCCGUUCCAUUCUUAUGACUGCCAAGGCAUUGGGUGUGGAGCUGAACAAAAAGAAGGUUGACCUUGACGCUGGCGAGCAUCUGAAGCCGGAAUUUCUCAAGAUCAAUCCGCUACACACGAUUCCAACACUCGUGGAUGGUGACUUUGCCGUGUGGGAGUCGAGGGCCAUACUCAUUUACUUGGUGGAGAAGUACGGCAAGGACGAUUCGCUGUACCCCAAGGAUCCCCAGCAAAAGGCUGUGGUCAAUCAGCGCCUCUUCUUCGAUUUGGGCAUACUCUACCAGAGCUAUAUGGACUACUAUUAUCCGCAAUUGUUUGACGAAGUCAAGAAGCCGGCAAAUCCCGAAAACUUCAAGAAGAUCGAUGUGGCCUUUGGGCAGCUCAACACCUUAUUGGAGGGGCAGCAGUAUGCGGCAGCGAACAAGCUGACAAUCGCUGAUGUUGCACUCCUGGCAACCGUUUCCACGUUCGAGAUUACGGAAUAUGAUUUCAAAAAGUUCUCGAAUGUGGUCCGCUGGUACGAGAAUGCCAAGAAGGUCAUCCCCGGCUGGAAGGAGAACUGGGAGGGUUGUGUGUACUACAAAGAUUUGUAUUUGUCGGAUUUGUUGAAGAAAACUGUUGUGAAAUUGUCAAAGGUACACAACCUCAAACAAUUUCUAGGAGCUGGGAACUUUUUCCAUCACACAGAAAUGGAUUUAUACUACAAACCCGGAUCUGCGCCCUGCCGUUCAGUUCUUAUGACCGCCAAGGCCCUUGGCGUGGAAUUCGAUAAGAAGAUUUUUCUCAACACCCGUGGCGGGGAUCAGUUCAAGCCGGAAUAUCUGAAGAUCAAUCCACAGCACACGAUACCGACACUGAAUGACAAUGGCUUUGCCCUGUGGGAGUCGCGUGCCAUUAUGGUGUAUCUCGUGGAGAAGCACGGACAGCAUGACAAGCUCUUUCCCAAGGACACACAGAAACAGGCACUGAUCAAUCAGCGUCUGUACUUCGAUAUGGGAACGCUCUACAAGAGUUUAGCCGACUACUAUUACCCGCAGAUCUUCCUGAAGCAGGCGCCCAAUGCGGAGUCCUACAAGAAAAUCGAAUCUGCCUUCGAGAUCUUCAACGCGCUCCUCGAGGGACAAACCUAUGCAGCUGGCGACUACAGCCUGGCUGAUAUUGCGCUCUUGGCCACUGUGUCCACCUUCGAGGUGGCCAAGUUCGACAUCAAGAAGUACGCCAAUGUGAACAAGUGGUACGAGAACGCCAAGAAGGUCACCCCCGGCUGGGAUGAGAACUGGGCCGGCUGCCUGGAGUUCAAGAAAUACUUUGAAUAAGUUAAACCUAAACACCUGCCUGAUAUUCGAGUUUUUACACUACACAUAAAUAUAUUUCAUCUAAUAUUUAUUCACGUUACAAAACAAUUCCAAAUUGGAGUGUGUCCAUUUGCAAAUUGAAAAUAAUUUAUUCGCAU
Molecule: messenger RNA, 1601 nt
Organism: Drosophila subobscura
Lineage: Eukaryota; Metazoa; Arthropoda; Insecta; Diptera; Drosophilidae
Product: glutathione S-transferase T2-like
Exons: 4
Coding region: 112-1464 (450 amino acids)
Biological process (GO): glutathione metabolic process
Molecular function (GO): glutathione transferase activity
Source: RefSeq, a predicted model, not a curated record